AUGAGAAUGGUCAAUGUUAAGACUGAAAUGAGAAAGUUAGCUGAAGAUGAUGCUUCUAAUGAUCAACCCGAAGACGUUGGAUCAGAAAAUGACGAAGAAGGAAAGGUUAGUUACGAAACAAUUAACAAAGUCAAGAAGCACGAAGAUUAUUUAUCCCUUACAAUUGACAUGCCAUUAUUAUUUGGAUUUGCCCUUAUUGAAAAACGACGUCAAUUUGAAUGGUCUGAUUUCUAUUCCAAGGGGAUAAUAAACAACGCAAGUGAACAAUUCUCUACAAUAAUUGAACAUGAAAAGCUAUUUCGAGGAAUUUGGUGGAAAAAAUUUGGGACAUUUUUAUCAUUGAUUGAUAACGAACCAGUGGCAACAACAUUACCACAUAUCGAUGUCACUCUUGUUUCAAACAAACAAGAUAGUUUUAGUAUAUUACACGAUUUGCCAAUUGAAAGGGAUGAUAUUAUCAAAUAUAUUUCGAUAGUGGAGUCCUCUCGAGUGUCCAAGAAUUUUGUUGAAUUAUUAAACAAAAAUUUUAAAGAUUUGAUUAAUUGUACUAACAAUAUGAAAAAAGUAACAAGGAUAAUUUCAUCGUUAAGUACAUUCACAUCGUUUACGGAUAAUGACAAACUGAAGCAUUUAGCUGAUGAGGAAACUACUGAUGAAGUAAUUGAUUUUGAUUUGAAUCUCAUAAAGGGGUUGAAAUCACGUAUUAAGAAGCUUGAGAAUUUGUUACAUCAACAGCAGUAUAGGAAUUUGAAUAAUUGGCCAGUUAUUCGAAAUGGAUCUAGCGUUUCUAUGGAUAACAAGAUGAGUAUGAUUAUCCAACCAAAAGCUGUUACACCACCAAGAACAGAUCCAACUCAAUUGUUGCUGCGUCGUGCAUCCACUAAGGAGGCCGCCACCACUACAGGUGCUGGUGCUGGUGCUAGUACAAUUAAACAAUCACAAACGUUAGAUUCUUCUGUCAUCGACAAACACCUUGACAAUAUUCGACUCAAGAGAUCAAACAACGAAUUGCAAUUAAAAAAUGAAGAGUUAUACGAACAAGUUAAAUCCAAAGAUGAGAAAAUUGGUCAACUUGAAAAAGAGAUCGAACUGAUGAAAAUAGAACAUCAAAAGAAAAUUGAUGAGUUAAUGAAACAACUAAAUGAUAAAGAUGAAGAAUUCCGAGUUUUCAAAUUGGAGAAUAAAAUGGAUCACAAAGAAGUUGAAUCACUUAACAAGAAGUUGGCGACUAGGGAUAGUCGAAUUAGUGAAUUGGAAUCCAAGAUUAGUCAUUUUACUGAUUUGACCACAACAUCAUCCAAAGAAGUUUCUGAAUUGAAUAAAACCAUCACCAGUUUACGUAAUGAAUUGAAUGAUGCUAUACAUAUGAAGAAUGACUUAUUAUCCAACUUGUCUUCUAAAGAAGCCGAAUUCACCAAAGAACGUAACCAAUUUACUAGUGAUAUGAAGAACAUGCAAACCAAAUUGGAUGAAGUUAGUGAAGAUUAUGAGAAUUUAAUGGAAUUAACUCAAACCAAACAAAAGAGACAUGAUUUGUUGAUCAAUGACUUGAAUAACGUGAUUAUAAACCUUAUGAAUGAUAUUAAACGAGUAAUCCAAGAGAUUUUCCAAUACUUUUUGGAGUACUGUUUUGUAUUGGAGUCCAUGGGGUUGUUGUUGGUUAAAGAAGACAGUAUAUAUAAGAUUAAACGUGUUAAGGGAUUAAAAUCAAAGAGAAGCUCAAGCUUAGGUGAAGAAGACAUUCUGGUUAUGCUGCUUGAUGUUCCAAAUUCUAAUGUUAUUGAAGAUAUCGAAAAGGAGAUGAGUUGGGUAGGCGGUAUUCCACCAUUGAGUUCAAUAUUGCCUGAUAGUUAUUCUUCUGGGAAUGAAAGUGAUUCUGUUGUCGACAGAUAUAAUGAUCAAUCAUUGAAAUUAAUUCAAGUAUUUAAUGAUUUGUUUAAAUUCGAUUCUGAACAGGGAAACAAGUUUGACAAAUUUUUAACCACAAUGGCAUUUAAAUCCAAUGUUCAAUUACAAGAGGAUAGUAGUAAUACAACAAGGUUUUUCUUGAAUGCGAUUUCUAAAAGGUUCCGUGAUGUUGAAGGAUUUGCCAAACGUCAAACUAAGGAGAACAAAGUUAAAGAACAAGAAAUGAAGAAAUUGAUGCAUAAAUUCAAUAAUAAAAUCACCUUGAAUGGAUUUCAAGAAAAUGAUUUAGUUUUAUUUUUACCAACAAGAAUAGAUCGACCAGAUAAUGAAAUGGAUCAUGAAGAUGAGAAAUUCCAACCAUGGGCAGCAUUUAAUAUUGGAGCACCUCAUUAUUUUUUGAAAACUAAUGAAAUUAUUGGUAAAGAUUGGUUUAUUGGUAGAGUUCGAAAAAUUCUUGAAUAUCAAGUAACCGAAGAGAAUUUUUCAAAUUUGGAUAUUAAUCCAUUUCAAUUAAGUGUUGGAGUUACUUGGUUUAUGAUUGAAGCUGAUGAGGAGAAGACAUGA
Candida tropicalis MYA-3404 is the source of this 2472-nucleotide messenger RNA. Its product is annotated as autophagy protein. Lineage: Eukaryota; Fungi; Ascomycota; Pichiomycetes; Serinales; Debaryomycetaceae. Gene Ontology annotation, molecular function: protein kinase binding; molecular adaptor activity. The transcript has a single exon. The record is from RefSeq and is a predicted model, not a curated record. Bases 1 to 2472 code for a protein of 823 amino acids. Gene Ontology annotation, cellular component: phagophore assembly site membrane; Atg1/ULK1 kinase complex; extrinsic component of membrane. Gene Ontology annotation, biological process: autophagy of mitochondrion; positive regulation of protein phosphorylation; autophagy of peroxisome.